GUCAUUUAUCACCAGAAAACGACGCAGGAAACUCGCCGGGCCGGAACAGGCUAAAUUAUCCCAAAGGUUCAUUGCCGCGGCCUCGCUAAGCUCCACAGCGCGGUGCGGGCUUCAUGCGGGUGAGCUGGGGUGACGGACGUUGCAGGCGCAGAGGGGGUUUGUCGUCAUUCUUUAAAAAGUGUUUAUGCCAGUUGGAUUUUAGGUCUGGACAGAGCUUUAUUUUUUACUGAGUCUUGAAUAUGUCACGGCGUAUCGCUUUGUGUGGGUGUACAGACGUGGGUGUGGUGCUGUCGCUGUAAAUUAUUGCUUUUUUUUUUUUUUUUUUUUUUUAAAAAUAAAGAUGCUCUCGUAACGUAAGCGACCAGCCGUCCCGUCACGUAAUUGAUUCGCACAGAUUCGACUGCUGCGGCGCCGGGCACGGCUGGGCCGCGUUGCCUAGCAACGCGCCGUCGCGCCGCAUGACGCCAUUUCCUGCGCGUCACGGCCGCGCCUGCGCCGUCCCUUGCCAACGGCCGUUGUCGGGGUGAGGGGCGGGGCCAUCGCGGCAGCGCUUCCGGCCGCCGCCCGCAGGCUGUGCGGUGAGGAGCGGCUCGGCCCGGCCCCGGGGCUGCCCGCUUUUUGCAGAGAGAAGAAAGAUGGAAAGUAAUGCGGUUUUACUGGAAUCCAAGUCCUCUCCCAUCAACCUCCUGAACGAAAUGCAUCAGCUGCGUCUCCUGGGCCACCUCUGCGACGUGACUGUCAGCGUGGAGUACCAAGGCGUCAGGGCAGAGUUUGUUGCUCACAAGGCUGUAUUGGCAGCGACAAGCAAGUUUUUCAAGGAGGUGUUCCUUAACGAGAAGGGCAUGGAAGGCCCAAGGACCAACGUGUUCUUGAAUGAGGUCCAGGUUGCUGAUUUUGCUUCAUUUCUUGAGUUUGUCUAUACCGCUAAGGUAGAAGUGGAAGAAGACAGAGUGCAGCGUAUGCUAGAAAUAGCCGAAAAGCUGAAGUGCUUGGACCUCUCGGAAACCUGCUUUCAAUUAAAGAAGCAGAUGCUUGAAUCGGUGCUGCUGGAGUUGCAAAACUUCUCGGAAUCACAGAACUCCGAGGAAGAGAGCGCCGCCCAGCCAAGCGUUUUGCUCGAGUCCAAAGCAGCUGCUGUGGCAGAAGCUGACCAGGCAGACCGUCCUCUGGCUCCUCUGGAUUCCCCAGCUGACAGGCGCAGCAAUGGAACGUCUCCCGAGAUGCCAGCUACCAAAUCAAAAGAGAAAAUGGACAAAAAAAAUAAGGAAAUGAUGAAGCCUCCUUAUGCCAAAAUCAGGAGGGCAAGCGGGAGGCUGGCUGGGAGGAAAGUAUUUGUGGAAAUCCCGAAGAAGAAAUACACGAGGCGGCUGAGGGAGCAGCAGAAGAGUGCAGAGGUUGCUGUUGAAGAAAACAAAUAUCCUCAAGACCAGGAUAUGUGUGAUGUGGAGAGAGAGGAGGGGCAAGCAGAGAACAACAUCAAACCUGAAAGUGAAGAAUGCGAUGGCAACUUUGAAUCAGAAGAAAGCCUGAAAAAAUCCGAAGAGGAUAAAAAGAAACGAGGCAGCAACUUCAAGUGCAGCACCUGUGAGAAGGAAUUCCUGUAUGAGAAAAGUUUUCUCAAGCACGUAAAGCACAGCCACGGCAUUGCGGCCGAAAUCAUUUAUCGGUGUGAAACCUGCAGUCAGACCUUUGCCAACCGGUGCAACCUAAAAAGCCACCAGCGCCAUGUCCACAGCAGCGAGCGCCACUUCCCUUGUGAGCUCUGCGGUAAGAAGUUCAAGAGGAAGAAGGACGUCAAGAGGCACAUUCUCCAGGUUCAUGAGGGUGGUGGGGAGCGUCAUCAGUGCCAACAGUGUGGAAAGGGGUUGAGCUCCAAAACUGCCUUGAGGCUCCAUGAAAGGACGCAUACAGGCGACAAGCCUUAUGGGUGCACAGAGUGUGAGGCUAAAUUUUCUCAGCCUUCUGCACUUAAAACACACAUGAGAAUCCAUACUGGUGAAAAACCUUUUGUCUGUGAUGAGUGUGGCGCCAGGUUCACUCAGAAUCACAUGCUUAUAUAUCACAAACGGUGUCACACAGGGGAAAGGCCUUUCAUGUGUGAAACCUGCGGGAAGAGCUUUGCCUCUAAGGAGUACUUGAAACACCACAACAGAAUCCAUACCGGAUCCAAACCGUUCAAAUGUGAAGUGUGCUUCAGAACGUUUGCACAGAGGAACUCGCUCUACCAGCACAUAAAAGUUCACACAGGUGAGCGACCCUAUUGCUGUGACCAGUGUGGCAAGCAGUUCACGCAGCUGAACGCGCUGCAGCGUCACCAUCGAAUACACACCGGGGAGAAGCCGUUCAUGUGCAACGCCUGUGGGCGAACGUUCACCGACAAGUCCACCCUCCGACGGCACACUUCGAUACACGAUAAAAACACCCCCUGGAAGUCCUUCCUUGUCAUAGUUGAAGGAGCAUCUAAGAAUGAUGAAGGUCACAAAACAGAGCUUCCUGACGAGGAAUAUGAUGUGUCACCUAAAAUACCAGAGAAGCUCCUGUCUUUCCCUGAAAACGGCCACUAUCAAAACUUGACUGCUGUCCCGGGGAGCGUGACUGCGCUGCACGACGCCGGUUCUGCCGCGGGAACAGACUGUAAGUCAGACGGGACACCGGGACCACAGGAAGCCCUGAUAGCCACCGCCUUGAGCGAGCUGACAGUGCUGCACACGCCGACAGACGCUGUUCAGCCACAGCUUCACGCUCUGGUGAAUAUGGAGUAAUUCGGUAUUUACAAAUCCGGUUUCAGCUGCACCCUUUGUAUAGUCCUUUGACUUUGCCAAUGACCCGCAGAGGGAACUGAAGGAAGCAGGGCUGGAGACGAAAGACGUGGAUUGCCAGAAUUUCCUCAAAAAAGUCAUUACCUGCCUCUGACACGUACCGCUCUGUCUCCCGUAGGCAGGGCAGAGUCACGCCACGCCAGGGGGUGUGGAGGGGUCCCGGUGAGUUUAUUCCCUACGAAUAAAAGGGUGUUGGCUCUAGCUGGCCCGCAGUGCGAGUGAGUACCUAUGUUCAGAUAGGUUAUAAAGAAGGGAGUUUGAUUUCCGCUUGAUUUGAUGACACAUGUACAAUCAGGAGAAAUGAUGUCAUGUUUCCAGACUAGUAGCUUAGUGAAAUUAAUUGUGUUUUCCCUAGUGGAAAUCCAUACAUAAAAUAAGUUUUACUAAAUUGCUUUUCAGGAAAUGUUGGUUUAUCUCUGCUUUUGCCAAAGAUCCGAGCAGUGAAGCCAGCUCGCUCCUUGGGAAUAUGAGUGGGAGCAAGCAAGUUUCAUUCCAGGAGUUUUAAUUCUCCAGCGUAACUCAAACAUCACCCUUGCUCUGACCUGCAGACCUACUUUUAAAUUAAGUACUACUCCGGUGGGAAAAGUUAAUUACUGUUCUGCUGUCGAGGUGCUGCAGCCCAUUCCAGCAGGGCAGGAGUCUCCAGGGGUAAGCUCAGUUACAAGCGGGAGGCAGGCAGCAUUCCGAUGACUAACGGUACAAAGUGACUCUGGUUGCCUUCAGCGUAACCUCACGGGGGGGUUUGGGGGGAUUUGGGGUGUUUUCCCUGUGCCCGAAGGAGCCUCUGCCGUAGCUGGCACCGACAGAGAGACGCCUGCCCGGGCUGACUCCCGGCUCUCUGCAGCACUUGCUGGUACCGUUAACACUUCAGAACUCAGGGCCAGAUCCCCAGUGCCACCAUCUACAAAUCCAGAGCUUUUCCUAAUUCAUUUUCUUCUUUAUUUUAAUAUUAUUAAUGUAGUACUUCCACAGAAACUUCCUCAGCUGAAGCUGUGAGUGAAACUUUUUCCGAAAGAUUGCGUUAGUGUAAAGGUAAGCACAAUCGAGCCCUGGGAGGGCCCGGUCUAAGGCUUAGGGGUUGGCAAAGCAAUAAAGACCCCCAGACUGUGGCACAGAGCUAUUUUUGAACCUUAGAGGGACGGCGGAUGCGUUACCGUGGAAUCAGAACUUUAAUCUAGAGAAAGGGAAUUUUUUUAAAAGAGAACAUUUCCAAGAGGUUAUAUUUGAAGUAUUUAUUCAAGCGCGAUGUCCCUGCCGAAGCUCAGUACCCCUGAUGCUGUAAAGAGGCUGUAGAUAUAUUUAAAGCCUGAGCAUUAGCACCUGUAGCCAGGGCAACUUUUGUACUGCGGGAAUGUACGGACGCGAGUUACUCCUACGCACUGUUCUUAUUAAAAUACUGAAAUCUCAA
This is a messenger RNA of Grus americana (Whooping crane), 4227 nucleotides long. It is a transcript of the gene GZF1, whose product is annotated as GDNF inducible zinc finger protein 1. Bases 636 to 2762 code for a protein of 708 amino acids. The record is from RefSeq and is a predicted model, not a curated record. Gene Ontology annotation, biological process: regulation of transcription by RNA polymerase II. Gene Ontology annotation, molecular function: DNA-binding transcription factor activity; RNA polymerase II cis-regulatory region sequence-specific DNA binding; protein binding. Lineage: Eukaryota; Metazoa; Chordata; Aves; Gruiformes; Gruidae. The transcript has 6 exons.